Messenger RNA from Sebastes umbrosus (honeycomb rockfish), 631 nucleotides. RefSeq lists its product as uncharacterized. Lineage: Eukaryota; Metazoa; Chordata; Actinopteri; Perciformes; Sebastidae. Bases 64 to 573 code for a protein of 169 amino acids. The transcript has 3 exons. Gene Ontology annotation, molecular function: protein-disulfide reductase activity. The record is from RefSeq and is a predicted model, not a curated record.
GAAUGAACUAUCUGUGUAGCUGUAGUUCACCGCUGUGGUAGUCAGGUUCAGUGUAUUUAUGAGAUGUUUUCCCGAAUUAGAGUAUGUUUGGUUUCGGGUUUGACCAGAUUUCCCUUAAACUCAAUGAGAGUGGCACCUGUCCUCUGCAGACAUCAGCAUCGGACCUGCAGCAGCUCUGCAGAUGUCAGGGUGCUGUAUGAUGGGCGUUGUCCUAUAUGUGUGACGGAAAUCCGGUUCCUCCAGUUUCUGCAGAGAAAGCAGCCUGGGAAAGUAGAUUUUAUAGAUAUUUCCCUGCCAGGCUAUGAUGGAGAGAAAUACAAGGAUGUCAGCUACGACAUGGCCAUGGAGGAAAUGCAUGUGAUUGAUGAGAAAGACAAGGUUCACCGUGGGAUCCCAGCAUUUGCAGUCAUGUACAGUGCAGUGGGGCUUGGCUGGUUGGGUCGCCUGAUGAUGUGGUCACCUGUGAGACCAUUCGUGGACAAGUCCUAUGCCAUCUUUGCCAGAAAUCGCUUAAAGUGGACCGGACGUGGGGACGAGUGCACCACAGGAUCCUGUGAAAAGAAAACACAUUGACUCUUGACCACAGAAAAAAAAGUAUGUUUAAUAAUCCAUUAAAAUAUUUAAUCGCAAA